UGAUGUACAAAAAGGACGUAUGCCUUCUCCGGUUCCUGAUAACACAAGUGAUGUUUCUUGUUCUGAUGAUUCGGAUUAUACUGAUACAGGACCUACACCCCCAUUCCCAUAUCGUUCACCAGAAGAUUACACUAAUGUUAAAAGGGCACUUCCAGCUCUUCCAUUGCCUAAAGGCUGUGAUAUAAGUUUUGAUAAUGAUGGAUGUGUAAUUCGUCAAGUUCAUGAUCAUCUUAAAAUAAGUGGAGCAUGUUCAUUAGCAGCAGAUAACGAAGGAUACGACCCCGAAGAAGAAAUUGGUAAGCUAAUCAUAUACUUUGAAAGAAAUUCUUAA
Mytilus californianus (California mussel) is the source of this 331-nucleotide messenger RNA. RefSeq lists its product as uncharacterized. NCBI's taxonomy places the organism in Eukaryota, Metazoa, Mollusca, Bivalvia, Mytilida, Mytilidae. The record is from RefSeq and is a predicted model, not a curated record. The transcript is spliced from 3 exons. The coding region runs from base 20 to 331 and encodes 103 amino acids.